Paramuricea clavata is the source of this 552-nucleotide messenger RNA. The record is from the annotation of a GenBank genome assembly. Lineage: Eukaryota; Metazoa; Cnidaria; Anthozoa; Malacalcyonacea; Plexauridae.
AUGGCGUGCAGUAAAUACGACUACGAGCUUGGGUAUGAAGACAAUCGCUUCGAGAUUGUUGUCAGUCAAAGAUUUCACUGCCCCAUUUGUUUCCUGGUUCUUAAAGAUCCCGUUAUGUGCAAGAACGAACACUACUAUUGUUCUUCAUGUAUGAAAAAGCAUUUGGAAAACUCCUCGUUCUGUCCAACGUGUCUUGAACACCUCAGUGUUGACACACUCAGACCAGCUCCGAGGAUUGUCAAUGAUUAUAUAUCUGAGCUGAAUAUUCAUUGUGAUUUCUACCCCAGAGGAUGCCUUGAAAUGGUUCAAGUUGAAAAUCUCAAACGUCACGUUGCAAGUUGUGGAUUCUCUCCCGUGCAAUGUUCGAAUGAUGGAUGUAAUGUUCUCGUGAAUGCCAGCGACAAGCUUCACCAUGAAACUGAAGUAUGUGAUUUUAGAAAUCUGAAAUGUCAUGACUGUGGUCAAGUCAAGCACGAAGUGAAAGAAAUGAAAGAUCAAAUAAAGAAUGAAAUGAAAGGAAUGAAAGAAGGAAUGAAAGAAAUGAUUGAUCAA